Pogona vitticeps (central bearded dragon) is the source of this 2352-nucleotide messenger RNA. RefSeq names its product secreted frizzled-related protein 2. Lineage: Eukaryota; Metazoa; Chordata; Lepidosauria; Squamata; Agamidae. Gene Ontology annotation, biological process: non-canonical Wnt signaling pathway; canonical Wnt signaling pathway. The record is from RefSeq and is a predicted model, not a curated record. Gene Ontology annotation, molecular function: Wnt-protein binding.
GGGAGGGGAUCGCCUCGACUCGACUCGCUUCCAGGUCCAGCCAUGGAUGUUCGGGGAUCCCUUGCGCUCCUGGUGGCUGCCUGGAGCUGCUCCUUCUCCCGGUCCUCGCGCUUCCCCCCCCACCUGGUCCAGUUGAGCUCCCGGCGCAGCACCUGCAAGCCCCUGCCGAGCAGCCUGAGCCUGUGCCACGGCGUGGGCUACGGGGAGAUGCGGCUGCCCAACCUCCUGGGCCACGACACCAUGAAGGAGGUGCUGCAGCAGGCGGCCUCCUGGGUGCCCCUCCUGGCCAAGCAGUGCCACCGGGACACCAAGAAGUUCCUCUGCUCCCUCUUUGCCCCCGUCUGCAUCAGCGAGCUGGACCACGAGCCCAUCCUGCCCUGCCACUCUCUGUGCCGGGCCGUCCGGGACGGCUGCGCCCCUGUCAUGGCCGCCUUCGGCUUCCCCUGGCCGGAGAUGCUGAACUGCAGCCGGUUCCCUCAAGGCAACGAGCUGUGCAUCCCUCCGGUCAGCCCAGAGGAAAAGACGCAGCUCCUUCGGGAAGAUGUGGUGUGCGCACCCUGCCUUGAUACCGGACAUGGCGAGAAGGAAUUCCUGGAAAACGUUUGCACCCAGGAUUUUGCUUUGAAAAUGAGCAUUAAAUUCGUGUCAGGCGUCGAAGGGGACCUGAAGGUGGUUCCGGAGCUCAGGAGCCGCACGCUUUACAAGCAGGACGGCUGGUCAGAAGAGGAACGGAGGAAGCCGGUCCUCUGGUUGGCCGAUGGGGAGACAUGCUCCUGCGAGGAGCUGGCGGUGGGUCCAGGCUCCGUGGUCCUGGCCACCGGGAACCGGGUGGCCGGGCGGCUCAUCCUCUCCUGGGUGAGAAGGUGGCAGCGAGGGGAGAAGGAACUGAAGCGGUUCUCCCGGGCCGUUCGGAAGCUGCAGUGUUAGAGGGCGGGGGCUGCCGUCACCGCCCCCAACCCCUCUCCUCCCUCCUCUCCCCUCCCCACUUAUCUUCCCAGUUUGAGCCAGAUCAAAUAGUUUAGUCCGGCUCUAGGCCAUCCAGGGAAGCCCUACAGUUCCUCCAUAUCCUGGAAAAUGUGCCUAGGCUCCAAGGGAAGAGAUCCCCAGAGGAGCUGCCAUUUUCUGCAUGACUCUUAUGGGCCUGAUUCCUUGGAGAGUCAACUCGUGAGCACCCGGGUUCCCUGGAAACCUGUCCUCCGGGGAAAAAACCCUGAUGAGACGAAGCUGGAGAGUCAAAGAGCAACUUUCACCAGGUGACCUGAUCUGUAUUUCUUCAGCAGGUCCAUAGUUUUUUUUCCCCUCCAAAGGCACAGAGAGGGUACUGUAUUUCCUUGAGCCAAAUCCAGAUCUUUGAGGGUGUAGCAAGGAAAAUGAUUCCAUAGCAGGGGAAAUGCAGAGUGAUCUGUUGUGGAGUCACACCCAGCAACCUGGGUUUCCCAGGGUGAAUUUGCUUUAUCAGAUGACACAGGAGUCAAGAGAGAGAGACAGCAGAGGAAAUUACCAAUCUACCCUUCGCAGUGUCUUGCUAGGGUGGCUCUGGUGUAGCUGUCCAGAUUUGCAGGAGGCAGGGCAACAGUGGAGCUACCUUAAAAUGCAAACAAGGGCUGGCUGCCAAUUUCCUCCUCUCUUCCAUUUCCCCCCUUGCUCAGUCCCCCUACUCUUUUGUCUCCAGCUGCUUGAGCACACCUGCACUGGCUCCAAUAUUUUAAAAGGGUGGGACAACCCACAUUUGGAGACAAAGGGGUGCUCAGUUGAGGGGAAUUGAUACCCCCACAAGCAGUCCUUUGCUUUCUCUCUCCCCAUCUUAAACCAGGAAGCUGGGAGAGCCCAUUGCAUUGAAUCUAGUGCCUCACACCGCCUGAACUGAUGCAGAUGCAUUUGAUUUUUUUUAAAAGUCCAAGCCCCAGAGGUGGAGGGGAAAAGUAUGGAUGGUGGAGGUGGUGGAAUUCCAGGCUGAUUCACACUGACUUGUUCACCACGGAAGCAUGAGAAAAUAAUGCGAAUCCGACUAUUCCGGUCUCAGAACAUUUUCCAUAUUAUUUGUCAAUGUCACCCCACCCUGAGUCUUCCAAGAUGCCCUUGCCCCUGUGUCUUCGGCAGCUUUCCGGCUUCCCUCUUGUAAAAGACUGGAAUUUUGCUAAUGAACGUCUGCCCUUUUGCCUUUAAACUAUCCGAUUGUUUUUUAGUUUUUACUUUGUUGCUAGUUUAUGUUUAGCUGACAUUUAGUUUUGAUUUUGAAUAUCAUUGUGUUUACUGUAUUUUCUUACAGUUUAUCUGUUUUUUUAGUUAUAAACUGCCCAGAGAGGCUCUGGGAGCCAUAGGUGGUAUAAAAGUUAAAUAAAAUAAAAUAAA